Messenger RNA from Saprolegnia diclina VS20, 378 nucleotides. RefSeq lists its product as hypothetical. The record is from RefSeq and is a predicted model, not a curated record. The transcript has 2 exons. Lineage: Eukaryota; Oomycota; Saprolegniomycetes; Saprolegniales; Saprolegniaceae. The coding region runs from base 1 to 378 and encodes 125 amino acids.
AUGGGCACCGAGGCCUCGCGCGAGACGCAUAUGUUGACCGACGAGCGCCCGACGGCCGCCGGCCGCGCGGUGCCAACCGCCAAGGCCACGCGCUACGAGACUCCUGGCAACAACGACGGCAGUGACGACGACGAGCCUCGCAUGCCGCUGCCGGUGCGAGUGCCACUCCAGGCCACGCGUACAGCCACGCAGCAGCCACCUGCCUACUCGCUGCGGGCGCCACCCGCCAUGCCAGCGCACUUGCGACCCAAGAUUCAUCUGCCACGCGCCAAUGGCGUCCUUCCCGGCGACCUCGCUGCCGCGCCCACGAUCGACGACGACGACGACAACAACAACGGAAGCUUGCUGCGGGGCAUGUGGCGGGCGCCGAGCCAUUGA